AUGGACCUAUUUAAUUCUGCUUUUGGAAAAAAUAUAACUUUUGUGCGCCCUGCGUAUUUUGUAAUAAAUGGAUUUAUUGGCUUACCUAACAUGAAGUACUACUACAUCUUUCUCUUUUUUCUGUAUAUAAUCGCCGUGGUGGGGAACACAGCUGUAAUGGCCAUAAUAUUCCUAGAUCAUAAUCUGAGAUCUCCAAAGUAUGUUGCCGUUUUUAACCUUGCAUUUGUGGACCUGUUAGGCAGCUCUGCUCUGGUCCCAAAGGUUAUUGAUGUUUUUCUGUUUAACCAUAAUGUAAUUCCCUACAAUGACUGCUUGACAUUCCUUUUUUUCUGCUACACUUGCCUUUCAAUGCAGUCUUUUAAUCUGGUUGCUCUCUCCUAUGACCGACUAGUUGCCAUCAUAUUUCCUCUUCACUAUCAAGUGAAAGUAACCUACAGGUCUAUGUUGUCUUUGAUUGCAUGUUUCUGGAUCUUAGUUAUUAUUGCUGUGUUAAUUGCAGUUGGCCUCCUUACAAGGCUUUCCUUCUGUAAGUCUGUCGUUAUUAACAGCUAUUUCUGUGACCACGGGCAGAUCUACCGCCUUGCUUGCAAUGACAAUUUUCCAAAUGAUGUGAUUGGAUUUUUUUAUCCUGUUCUUAUUUUUUGGCUUCCACUUGUUUUCAUACUUUUAAGUUACCUAUAUAUUAGUUACACUUUAGCUAAAGUGGCAACGUUUCAACAAGGAAUCAAAGCCUUUAAGACAUGUAUAGCUCAUCUUUCAUUAGUGGUUGUCUAUUUUACCCCUCUGUUGAUCACAUUUACAUUGAUGGGCAAAAUACAUCCAAAUUAUAGAAUCAUAAACUUAUCUUUGACCUCUGUGCUGCCACCAAUGUUGAAUCCAAUCAUUUAUGUUUUGCAGACACAUGAAAUCAAAGUGUCAAUGAAAAAAUUAUUAAAAAUCUUUUUGAAAUCAAAAAUAAGAAUUACAAAUUCUACUACAAUGUGA
This is a messenger RNA of Girardinichthys multiradiatus, 984 nucleotides long. Its product is annotated as olfactory receptor 1-like. Lineage: Eukaryota; Metazoa; Chordata; Actinopteri; Cyprinodontiformes; Goodeidae. The record is from RefSeq and is a predicted model, not a curated record. Gene Ontology annotation, biological process: G protein-coupled receptor signaling pathway. Gene Ontology annotation, molecular function: G protein-coupled receptor activity; olfactory receptor activity. Gene Ontology annotation, cellular component: membrane. The transcript has a single exon. Bases 1 to 984 code for a protein of 327 amino acids.